AGCACUCUCACGCCUCUAUUAAUGGAACAAAUGCUACCUUCGCUGACUUUUGGACUGGAUUUUCCAUCCUCGCUCGACAUCAACUCGAUAGAUCCAAUUGUUUAUUUCCCUCCAAUCUCUCUUUCUUCGCUGAAAUUUCAGUCAGUCAGCAUGUCGACCGCAAACCUUGAACUUGCCCUGACCAUCCUGCAAACCCUCCUUCAAUGCGUCGCGGCCAUGCCCAGUCUUUCUGCCCUGUACGGUGUUGCCCGACAGGGGUGUGAGAGGAUGUAUACUCGUGCGGGUGUCUUUUUCAGAGGUCUACCUACUAUUUCCUUUUCCACAGUCUCUCUCUCUACAGAUCUUUUUAGCUCGCAUCAUUCCUGA
Messenger RNA from Rasamsonia emersonii CBS 393.64, 366 nucleotides. RefSeq lists its product as uncharacterized. The annotation marks the transcript as partial. The record is from RefSeq and is a predicted model, not a curated record. Lineage: Eukaryota; Fungi; Ascomycota; Eurotiomycetes; Eurotiales; Trichocomaceae. The transcript has a single exon.